UCAUUUUUGUCCUUCUGAGUUCUGUCUGUCCAUGUUUUGAAUGAAUGAGAUGAUUGUGUGAUGACUAAAAAUGAAACCAAAAGUUUUUACUUAAUAUGUAAGAUUAGAUUAAUAUAGAUAUUUUCAUUUUAACUCUUCAAUCAUGAUGGCAGGAAAGGGUAUGCCGGAGACGGAGGAGCAGAAUAGGAUAAGGUUUCAAGUGGAGCUAGAAUUCGUUCAAUGUUUAGCCAAUCCAAAUUACAUUCAUUUUCUAGCACAGCGAGGCUACUUCAAGGAGCAGACUUUCAUCAACUACCUGAAGUACCUCCAAUACUGGCGGGAGCCGGAGUAUGCUCGCUACCUCAAGUAUCCAAUGUGCCUACAUUUUCUGGAGUUGUUGCAGCAUGAGGCGUUUAGAAGGGAAUGUGUAUCAGCUCAGGUGUGCAAGUUCAUGGACGACCAGGCGAUCCUGCUGUGGCAACACUACACGCGGCGGCGCACGCGCACGCUGCAGCCCCCGGACGCGCCCGCACCGCCCGCGCCUCCUGCGCCGCCCGGCCCGCCGAGACAACAGUCGUAGGGUUAGCUUUUCAAAGAUUUUUAAAGUUUUGCCAUCCUGUGGCUGUUAGACUUCUCUACUUUUGCUUUCAAAGGGAUACCUUUGAUAGCAAAAGACGUCAACUGACGCGCGCGGCUGCAGCCGAAUAUCAACCUUAGUGCAUUGCGACAAGGUCCACGAUCACACGCCGCGCGUAGCGUUUAUAGUGUUAAAGACUUCAGGGGCUUUUUAGUUUGAGGAUGGCAGUGUAGGUCCAGAUAGACCCUAAAGCAUAUGCUGAUGCUAGCAGCAUUAAUUGCAUAACUGUAUUCUGCGCACCAAAAGCGAAUGGAAAUGAAAAAUAUUGGGUAGCUGAUAAGCUUUACUCGGUCCAUAUCAAUUUGCUCUGGAAGCUUAGUAUGAUAUAGGCAAAGAGUUAUUGAUUGUAGAAGGGUUGAAAAGUCUAAGCAUAAAUCGUGCAGCUGAACUGGAUGGCGCUGUACGGCGCCAUAUAUGUUGUGUGGUAACUGAAUUGUCUAAAGCAACUUUUUGAUAACCAGUUACUGCAUUAAUAAAUCGAGUCAUACACUUAAAUCGAGUAUCGAGUCAUAGUCUUAAACUUUACAGAAUAUAAUAGUACGAUCAACAAAUGUUUGGUAAUGGGGUGUUUAUCAUUUUUAAAUGCCGAAAAUACAGUUCUCUACUGACACCUACUCUAAAUAUAUGACUCAUCCUAAUUUAAUUUAAACCUUUAAAAAAAUCUCAUGUUUUUUAUGUCAGUUUCUGAAAUAUAGAUAGACUGAUUGAUGUAUUAUCGUAAGUUUAAGUAAGUAAAUUAA
Molecule: messenger RNA, 1356 nt
Organism: Cydia strobilella
Lineage: Eukaryota; Metazoa; Arthropoda; Insecta; Lepidoptera; Tortricidae
Gene: MED31
Product: mediator of RNA polymerase II transcription subunit 31
Exons: 4
Coding region: 143-559 (138 amino acids)
Biological process (GO): regulation of transcription by RNA polymerase II
Cellular component (GO): mediator complex; core mediator complex
Molecular function (GO): transcription coregulator activity
Source: RefSeq, a predicted model, not a curated record